GCAAAGGAAGGUCUUGGAGAUGCAACAGAGCAAACAGCAAGCAGAGCCUGAAGUCGAUGCCAAGGAGGUGGAAUGGGCUCGAGGGGUUGCCAUUCAGCUGAAUGAGGCUCUUAAGGCUGAAGAUUUCAAGAGGCCGCAUCAUCAGAUCUGGAAGCUCAUCGGACCCGGUCUCAAAAAGAAGGACGCAGAUAUGCUCUUUAGCGAGAUCCGACAGCUGGUUUGGGAAAAGUGGAACCCCAUUGCCUGGCAGCAUGGCUAUCGCACCUCCUGGGAUACCUUGGCCAGGAAAAGCUUUUGUGCCCGUGUGGUGGACGUCGCAAACGCCGACGUGGCUGAGGUGAAGGCCUUGGUAAGAGAAAUGGAGGAUCGAACGUGUUUGGAGUGGCCAGACAUUGCCGAAGCGGUCGAGAAGAUCAAGUACGACGAGACUUGGGCCUACACGAAGCGCGAGGAUGGUACCUGGGGAACGUGGAACGGGCCAACCUCCUUGUGAGUGCCCUCCACAGGGCGUCAGGCUCGGCAUCCGCAGGCUGCGUGCCUCUGCCCCGGUGGUGCCGUGCAGAGAAAAACGAGCGACGAGCUUCGGAGCUCCACUGGUCCACUGGACAUCACCC
This is a messenger RNA of Cladocopium goreaui, 614 nucleotides long. The record is from the annotation of a GenBank genome assembly. Lineage: Eukaryota; Dinophyceae; Suessiales; Symbiodiniaceae.